AUUCCUAAAAGCAUUUCAAGCAUCCUCUAGUUCUCAAGAAACACAAAAAGCAGGUACAAGUAAUCAAGUUUCUUCCUUAAGGAGACCUGACGAGGAUGACAUGGCUUUCUUUGAAAGAAGAUACCAGGAAAGGUUUUUCAGGAAUUGUCCAAAUGGAUGAAGAUGUACAUUACAAUAAAGUUGAAGAUGUGGUCGGAAGUCAUGUAGAAGAUGCAGUAACAUUUUGGGCCCAAAGUAUUAGUAGAAGUGAGGAUGUUGUGAAGAUUGGUUGCUCACUUUUUGAAGUUUGUCCCCAUGCCAAUUCAAUUUUUGGGAAUCUUGAUCCAAAGAAGAUUUAUGGUGGAUUAUUUUCUGAAGAUAAAUGUUGGUACAGAUGCAAAAUACUAAAAGUCAUCAGUGAUGAAAAGUGCCUAGUGAGAUAUGUUGACUAUGGAAAUACUGAAAUUCUAAAUCGAUCUGAUAUAGUUGAGAUUCCUUUGGAUCUGCAAUUUUCUAGUGUUGCCAAAAAGUAUAGACUUUGGGGAUUACAGAUUCCUUCUGGCCAAGAAGUUACCCAAUUUGAUCAGGGAAGAACCUUUUUGGGGAGCUUGAUUUUUGAAAAGAAAAUAAAAAUGAGAAUUAAAGCCACCUAUCAAGAUGGAACAGUUCUUGCACAGGCUGAGUGUGGCACUGUGGAUAUAGGAGAGGAGGUGGCUAAAAAAGGAUUUGCAGAAAAAUGCAAACUCACUGUCAACACUAACGUCUGUGAGGAAAAAAACCCAGAGCCUGGUUCACUUGCCCUCAGGAAUCUUAAAAGCCCCAUUCCCUUGUGGGGACACAGAUCAAACCAGUCCAACUUCAGCAGACCAAAGGGGCGUGUAAGUGGGAAGCUGACUGUUGACUCGAAGAAUGAAAAUUAUUCAGGAAAUCAUGUGACGUUUCCAAAGGAAAGCUUGGCUACCGGUGACUUUAAUUUAGGGUCUAGUGUCAGCCUGGCAAAAAUUAAGCAGGAUCAGAAAUUGAUUGAAGAAAAUGAAAAGCUUAAAACAGAAAAGGAAGUUCUUCUUGAGAGUUAUAAGGAAUUAGAAUCAAAAGUAGAACAGACUGCCCAGGAAUUGCAGCAAGAGAAAGCAACUACCAUGGAUUUGACUAAACAUUUAGAAAGCACUUUGAAAACUCAUGUAGGUACUAGAAUGAAAAAUCUGGCAGCUAAGGUUGAAAUCUUGAAAGAAAUUAGACGUGUCAACAUCAGUGUUUGUUUAGGAAAUGACCUUUCAGAUGCUAUACAAGUGUUGAAUGAAGGGUGUUUCACUACUCCAGAAUCUUUGAAUGAAUUAGAGAUAAUUUGGAAAGACUACAAUUUAGCUCAGGAGAAGAUUAGAACUUGUCAAGAUUUGAAUGAAGGAAAAAUUUUGAUUGUGGAAAGAAAUGAUGUGCAACAGAAGCUGUGCAUGGCAGUAGAAGUUUUUAUUUUGGAAGUAGAUGAAUUACCUCUUUCUAAACGCUUGCAGACAUUACAGGACAUGUCAGUCUCUUUAGAGGCAGUAUAUGGGCAAGCCAAAGAAAGGACAUACUCUGAAGAAAUACUUGGAAAAUUUUAUGAUUGGAAGUGUGAUAAAAGACGGGAAUUCACCAAUGUUAGAAGUGAAACAGAUAAUUCUCUACAGCAUCUUAUGGCAUGGUUCCAGAGUGCCUUAAAGGUUUUUGAUUUGUCUGUGGAAGAAUCAUUGACUCUUGAAGACACAAUUAGUAAUAUUGAUGAAAUCCUAGAGAAAACUGAGUCAAGUAUCUGCAAAGAGCUGGAGAUAUCUUUGGUUGAGCAAGGUGAUGCAGACAAGGAAAUAAUUUUAAAUACAUAUAGUCAAGUUUUAGGAAAGAUCCACUCAGAGGAAAGGCUUAUUGCUGCUGUACUAUCCAAGUACGAGGACAGUAUUGAGUUUAAGAAGCAGACUGUUGAAUGUUUAAAUCAGAGCCCCAGUGUGGAACACUUGAUGUCCAUUAAAAAGACACUGAAAAGUUUAAAAGCUCGACUGAGAUGGAAAUUGGUUGAAAAGAAUAAUUUGGAAGAAUCUGAUGACCAUGAUGGAUUUGAAAUUGAGAAGAUAAAACAAGAAAUAGCUCAACUGCGUAGUAGUGUCUUUCGGGAAAUUUAUCAUGAGCAGGAGGAAUAUGAAAAGCUGAGCUACUUGGUACAGAAGUGGUUCCCUGAACUGCCUUUGCUUCAUCCUGAAAUAGGGUUACAUAAAUACAUGAACUCUAGUGGUCUUCUUACUAUGAGCUUGGAACGGGAUCUUCUUGAUUCUGAACCCAUGAAGGAACUUAGCAGCAAGCGUCCUUUAAUAUGUUCUGAGGUCAAUGGGCAGACAGUUCUUUUAAAGGGCUACUCUGUGGAUGUCAACACAGAAGCCAGUGUGAUUCAGAGAGCAGCUGCCUAUCACCGAGCUUGCAGAGAAGCCAAAGGAGAGUCUGGGUUAUUGCCCUUAAUAUUCCUGUUUUUAUGUAAGUCAGAUCCUGUGGCUUAUCUGAUGGUCCCAUACUAUCCUAGAGCAAACCUUAGUGUUGUUCAAGCUAGUAAACCUUUAACUUCAGAGGAAGUUUUAAAGGUCAUGAAAGGUGUAGCCCAGGGGCUGCAUACAUUGCAUAAGGCUGAUAUAAUUCAUGGAUCACUUCAUCAGAACAAUGUAUUUGUCUUAAACCGUGAACAAGGAAUUGUUGGAGAUUUUGACUUCACCAAAUCUGUGAGUCAGCGAGCCUCAGUGAACAUGAUGGUUGGUGAAUUGAGCUUGCUUCCACCUGAAUUAAAAAUUGGAAAAUCUGCUUCUCCGAGUUCUGACUUGUAUGCUUAUGGCUGCCUUUUAUUAUGGCUUUCUGUGAAAAGUCAGGAAUUUGAGACAACUGAAGAUGGAAUACCUAAAGUGGAUCACUUUCAUUUGGAUGAUAAUCUCAAAUCCCUCCUCUAUAGCUUGAUCUAUUGUAGAAGUUCAAUGACUGCUGAUCAAGUUUUGAAUGCUGAAUAUUUCUUGCUACCUAAGGGAAAGUCAAUUGAAAGCCCAGAAAAAGACAUAGUAUAUAUCCAAAAUAAAGAGAAAGAAUUUAAGAUGGAGAACUUGGAUAAAUGUAAGGAAAAAACAAGAAAUGGUGAAGCCAACUUUGAUUGAGACAUUCAUUUUAUUUUGUUGCUGCAGAUGUUUCUCUGAUAGAAUAUUGUUUAGUUUGGUUAAAUAAAUAGAAAAAACAGUAUCUUGGAGCUAGUUGUGUUCUGUCUUUGGUAUUGAAGUUGUAAAAAAUAAA
Messenger RNA from Sorex araneus (European shrew), 3270 nucleotides. It is a transcript of the gene STK31, whose product is annotated as serine/threonine kinase 31. The record is from RefSeq and is a predicted model, not a curated record. Gene Ontology annotation, biological process: protein phosphorylation. NCBI's taxonomy places the organism in Eukaryota, Metazoa, Chordata, Mammalia, Eulipotyphla, Soricidae. Gene Ontology annotation, molecular function: ATP binding; protein kinase activity. The coding region runs from base 96 to 3137 and encodes 1013 amino acids. The transcript has 25 exons.